AUGUGCUUCAUCCCUCCUGAUACACACGGUGGGGUGAAUGAAUGCUACGACUUUGAUACCGGCCUAGGUAAUGUUUUCAUCGAUGCAGUCGUACGCCAUUAUACGGACGACAAGCGCGAGUACGAUAAGGAUGGCGAGACGAGGGUGCGUGGUACAGUCGAUCAGGAGCUCAUGGACAACUUUCUACCUCAUAAGUACUUCGCCCUCGAUCAGCCAAAAACACCUGGCCGUGAAGUUUUUCGUGAUACGCUCGCCACAGGCUAUUGUGGAUCACUACCGUCAUUAUGCCCCAAAGACCUAAAAAUUGCGGAAAUCUUUAUGUGCGGUGGCGGCGCAUAUAACCCUACCAUUACCGCAUACAUCCAAAAGCGCUAUCCAAACACCCAGAUAUUACCGCUAGAUGAUGCUGGUAUUCCAGCUGGUGCCAAGGAGGCGAUCACCCUCGCCUGGCAGGGUAUGGAGGCCUUUGUGGGCCGUUCUAUUCUUGUUCCCACACGCGUUGAGGCCCGUAAAGAGUAUGUGCUUGGGGACGUGUCUCCUAUUAGAAAUUACUGCGAGGUUUUGCACCAAGGAAAGCUAUUUGGUGCUGUUGAUCAUCUUUCUCCGGUAAAGGAACUGAUCAAAUAUGUUGAUGGCAAGGUUUUUAACAACAAGUGGCGAUUAAUGGUCUCUGAUGGAGACUUAAGCAUAAAACUGCGACUUUCUCGCGUGCGAUGGCGUAGACGCAUUUUCUUGCGGGAUUCAUAA
This is a messenger RNA of Penicillium soppii, 747 nucleotides long. RefSeq lists its product as uncharacterized. The transcript has 2 exons. Bases 1 to 747 code for a protein of 248 amino acids. Lineage: Eukaryota; Fungi; Ascomycota; Eurotiomycetes; Eurotiales; Aspergillaceae. Gene Ontology annotation, biological process: amino sugar metabolic process; peptidoglycan turnover. The record is from RefSeq and is a predicted model, not a curated record. Gene Ontology annotation, molecular function: phosphotransferase activity, alcohol group as acceptor; ATP binding.